AUGGAUGAGUUCGAGAAAUCAAGCAUAGAGGGGCGUGUUAUCGAGCUAGCCGAUUCGAGUCGAAGAGAGGUUGAACAGGAAGCGAAUGAAGCUAAAGCUGAGCAACAAAGGUACAUCGCAGAGUUAUUGAAAAACAGCAGUAAAACACCAAUUGUGGUGAGUGCAGUAUUGACCAGCGAUCACCAAUCGAUACGUCCUGAUGUGUUACAAAAAUACUUGGAUGCAACCAUACUACAGGCAAGCAGCUUCUCACAGCUCUGCGAACAAGCAGACUUAUUAAAUGUCAAAUUAAUCCAACACGGGAUGGCAGAAAAUGUUUCCCAAUCACUGGAUAGCAGAGGAAUUCUGCGGUUGCCAGUAAUCAAGCGCCACUAUCCUAGUCUGGUUUAUGAAUCGCAGGCUAUCUCGGGAGAGCUGGCUGUGAUCGACGUCAUCUCACGUCUGAACAUUCUACCGAUUAAAAGAUUCACAGCAAAGACCGGCACCAACAUUGGGAACGGAGAAGGUGAUGGCUACUUGCAGUUUCAACUGCGUAAUAUGUUUGGUGGAGGAGAACAACUAAAGUUGGACAUCACCAAGGGAACCAAAACGCACUCGUCCUAUCUUCUCGACUACGGGCAACCGGUCACCCCAUGGUGGAUGCUAAAUUCCAUGCUGUUCAAGAAUUCUAGACAGUUUGGAAACAACAACUCUAUUGAUAUGUUGAUACGUGGAUUUCGUACCAGCUUAAGAAGUGGUUUUCAAGAAGCAGGCGCCAUAAAUCACGAACUAUUCUAUGAAGCUGAAUGGAGGACGUCUAAACUAUUAUCCUUACAUGCAUCUGAUACUUUGUUGUUCCAAGCAGGCGACGAUAUCAAAUCUUCAUUGGGGCAUACGUUAGCCGUUGAUAGAAGGAACAAUCCUAUCGCACCUACAAGCGGCAGUUUUCUCAAAAUUACCAAUGAGUUAGCGCUCGGUAAAUAUUGGAAAAGUCAGGUUGAGUUCUCACAAAAUAAUAGUUGGCUGAAAGACGAUUUCAUUGGAUCUUGCUGCACAUUCAGGUCUGGUUACAUUGCAAACCUAAAUUCAUCCAAGAAGACAGUUAAUACCUACGAUAAAUUCCACAAUGGUGGAGCGAAUGAUAUUAGAAGUUUCCAAAUUAUGGGCCUGGGUCCAAAAGACUUAUAUGACUCAAUAGGAGGUGACGCUUUCAUUUCCUAUGGUGUAAGUCUCUUCAGCCGUCUGCCGAUCAAGAAAUGGUCACACUCUAACUUCCGUUUACACUGGUUCUUUAAUGGAGGUAAACUAAUCAACCACAAUAAUGCGCCAUUGAAGUCAGUCGUGACGCAAUUAGCAAAUCAGCAUUCCACUUCGGUGGGAUUUGGAAUAUUGCUCAGACACCAAGUAGCCAGAUUUGAACUAAACUUUACACUUCCCUUGACAGUUCACAGCGGCGACGCUAUGAGAAAAGGAUUUCAGUACGGAAUUGGGGUGUCGUUUCUGUAG
This is a messenger RNA of Torulaspora globosa, 1485 nucleotides long. RefSeq names its product SAM complex subunit SAM50 (gene SAM50). The transcript has a single exon. Lineage: Eukaryota; Fungi; Ascomycota; Saccharomycetes; Saccharomycetales; Saccharomycetaceae. The coding region runs from base 1 to 1485 and encodes 494 amino acids. Gene Ontology annotation, biological process: protein insertion into mitochondrial outer membrane. The record is from RefSeq and is a predicted model, not a curated record. Gene Ontology annotation, cellular component: SAM complex; outer membrane.